Pseudoliparis swirei is the source of this 6376-nucleotide messenger RNA. It is a transcript of the gene sgsm1b, whose product is annotated as small G protein signaling modulator 1b. Bases 204 to 4049 code for a protein of 1281 amino acids. Gene Ontology annotation, biological process: activation of GTPase activity. The transcript is spliced from 24 exons. Gene Ontology annotation, molecular function: GTPase activator activity. NCBI's taxonomy places the organism in Eukaryota, Metazoa, Chordata, Actinopteri, Perciformes, Liparidae. The record is from RefSeq and is a predicted model, not a curated record.
UCUCACAGCCUCUCUGCCGUUUGGACCUGCGUUGUCUGCGUCGCUCUCCAGAAGACACCAUCAAAGGAAACGCGUGCGCGUCCCGCUGCACCCUUCCGGGAGCGAUGGGAGGUAUAUAGGCCUGCUGCCGCCGGUAUUCUUUUCCUGGCGUGAGCCCGCGAUCAUUUAUUUCCCACACCAGCGAUCUGAUCAGCAUAUGCACUAUGUUCUCUCUCGUGACAGAGGCCGAGACGCGACAGAAACUGCUGCGUAAUGUGAAGAAAGAGGUGAAACAAAUUAUGGAGGAGGCCGUAACGAGGAAAUUUGUGCACGCAGACAGCAGCCACAUCAUAUCCUUCUGCGCUGUAGUGGAGGCCUGCAUGCUUCAUGGACUGAAGCGACGUAUCGCAGGUCUGCUCUGCAGUAACAAGGUUGCAGCUCUCUUUAUGAAGGCGGCAAAAAGCUGUUCGUCUGCUGAGGAACUCUGUCACAAGGUCCAGGAGCUGGAACAGCUCAUCGAAAGCAGCAAGCAGAACAAUUCUUCCCUGAGUAAUGACCGCGGGAGGCUAUCCAAGUUGGCCCACAUCCCCCCUCAGGCACUGAAGCACCUCUGGAUCCGAACUGCACUGAUGGAGAAGCUCCUGGACAAGAUUGUCGUGUACUUGGUGGAGAACAGCGGUGCCUUCUAUGAGAAAGAAGCCAUGCUGAUGGAUCUUGUGGAUGGACCCAUUCUUGCAUCUCUAUUGGUCGGCCCUUGUGCUUUGGAGUACACCAAAGUUAAAACUGCAGACCAUUUCUGGAUGGACCCAUCUGCUGACGAGCUCGUGCAGCGGCAUCGCAUCCACAGCGGCCACUGUCGGCAGGAUUCACCCUCAAGACGGCCUGCCCUGAUCCAGAAGAGACAGUCCAGUGGUAGCAUGGAUGAUCGUCCUCUCAUGUGGGUGAGGGACUACGUUGAAUCACUCCACCAAAACUCCAGAGCCACACUUCUGUUUGGGAAGAACAAUGUGCUGGUGCAGCCGAGAGACGACAUGGCGGCCAUCCCAGGCUACCUUUCUCUACAUCAAACUGCAGACCUCAUGACACUGAAAUGGACCCCCAAUCAGCUGAUGAAUGGCAACGUGGGGGAGCUAGAUUCUGAGAAAAGUGUUUAUUGGGAUUAUGCUAUGACAAUUCGCUUGGAGGACAUUGUGUAUCUUCACUGUCAUCAGCAAGUGAACAGUGGGGGGACUGUCGUUUUGGUGAGCCAGGAUGGGAUCCAGAGACCUCCUCUACAUUUCCCCAAGGGAGGCCAUCUCCUCCAGUUUCUGACCUGUCUAGAGACCGGCCUGCUACCUCACGGACAGCUGGACCCACCGCUCUGGAAUCAGAGAGGAAAAGGAAAGGUUUUCCCCAAACUGAGAAAUCGGAGUCCACACGGCUCAUGUGAUUCUGUAUCCGAUAAGGAAGAUGAUGAAGCAACCGAUUAUGUGUUUCGGAUCCUCUUUCCUGGCCAUCAUAUGGAGUUCAUGGCCUUGGAGCUGAUGGACCAGGGCGUGAACAUGUGGCAACCGGCGCCCAGGAAGUCCUCCUGCUCCUCCUGCUCACAGAACGGCUCCUCUAACGGCUCUCUGCCCAACGGCUGUAACCAGGAAAGGGCUCCCUUAAAGCUCCUUUGUGACACCAUGAAGUACCAGAUCAUCUCCCGUGCUUUCUAUGGAUGGCUUGCAUACUGCCGUCAUCUGUCCACAGUUCGUAUACACCUUUCUGCUCUGGUCAACACCACGAUAGUGGAGCCUGACGUGCCCUGUAAUGCCCGAGGAGGACUCUCUGUGGAGGUCUGGGGCCGGUUCCUCAAGGAUAGCUCGGCGUAUGAGGAAGAGGAGAUACGCAGGCUUGUGUAUUUUGGUGGUGUGGCUCCUUCACUACGCAAAGAGGUCUGGCCCUUCCUGUUGGGACACUACCAGUUCACCAUGAAUGAGAAAUGCAGGCUAGAGAUUGAUAAGCAGAUGCGGACCAUGUAUGAACAGACUAUAAAGGACUGGCAUGGUUGUGAGGCCAUCGUCCUUCAGAGGGAGAGGGAGAAGCAUGCUGAGGCCAUCGCCAGAUGUUCGUCUGGAGCCAGUGUGGAAAGAGGGCCAGUGCAGCAGGACUCCACCAUCAGUACAGAUUCGUCUCUAAGUAGCAGCUCAGACCAACAGAACGUCCACUCCAGCAGCAGCAGCAGCAGCGCACAGGUAUUUGAAUCGGUUGAGGCGGCGGUUCAGAUUGAGACUGAGCCCAGGGUUGAGGGAGGAGAAGCACGGCAAAGUGGUCCCCUGAAGGACUCCACGAGUGGCACUGCAGACAGCCCACAACUUCCUUCAGGCGGCCCCUCCUCCCCAGGUCUGUCAAACCAACAUCCGGGUUCAGAGUCAGCUGUUGGAGCUGCAACCUCUCAGCAGUCAGAAGCGUCGCAAGUUUUACCUGAGAAACCUACACCUGGAUCACAGUCAGGAAGUGAGCAUGGAGUGGACCCAGGAGCCAAAGCUGAGAAUUCAGAGAAGAAGAUGGAGAAAGUUUCAGAAGGUGAGAUGGUCCAGGACUGCGGAAUCAAGUUACAAAAGACGUCUGAAUCGAAAGAAAAACCUGAACUAGAAGAAAAGAAAUCUGGAGAUUUAACAGCAGUCGACACAAAUAUGAAUUUAAGAAGUAUUCCCGAGAGCACUAAUGUUCUAAAGCUAGAAAGAGAGAUUCAUAAUGAAUAUUUCCAAGCACCUCCACUCGGGCAGACCUUGCUUUUUCAUUCACGCAAGAGCAAAGAUCUGAAAUUGGAGCCAUUUUGUCCGCCUUUAGCAGAAAAAGAUGCAAAUCCAGAGGGAGAAAAAAAGCUGGAGAUUUCUGAAAAACUCGAGCUAACUUCUGGAAAAAAGGCCACAGAGCCAGAGAGAAAGGAUGCUGAUGGAACAGUGAGUGAGUUUGCUGAACUCAAAAAAGCUGCGGCAAUUCCAUUUGAGAAACCUGGUUCAGAUUCCCCUGUCAGACAAGUACUAAACGCUCUGCAGUCAAGGGGAAGCUUCUCAAUACCGUCCCACUCUCGGCAGUCUCCGGACACGGCAGAUUCAGAUGACUCUCCUUCGGCCCUGGAAAUGGAGGACAUUCCUGCAGGGACAUGUGUGACCUCUGAGGAUAUUCAGGCCAGGCCUUUGGCAGGCCUUGCUGCUCCCCCUAUGCGCCCUGCGCAAAGACAGAAAAUGGCUUUCGAGGAGCUCGUCCUCGAUCCCCAUCUGGACUCAGCCUGUAACACCAGUCCGGAGGGCACCGACCUGGGCCUUUCAGAAGAGGAGCCUGAGAUGGAGAAUGUGCUCGCUGAACCAGAGUCUGCCGAGGUGGGAGGAGACACCAAACACGACGAAUCCUCAGGAGAACAAACCUAUUCCCAAGAAACGCUGGACAUGUACCUGAUCAACUUGCAUCGCAUCGACAAAGACGUCCGGCGUUGUGACAGAGCGUAUUGGUACUUCACCCCUGAGAACCUGGAGAAGCUGCGUAACAUCAUGUGCAGCUACGUGUGGAAGCAUCUGGAUACAGGCUACGUUCAGGGCAUGUGCGAUCUGCUGGCUCCCCUGCUGGUUAUUCUUGACGAUGAGGUCAUGGCGUUUAGCUGCUUCACUGAACUGAUGAAGAGGAUGAACAACAACUUUCCAUAUGGAGGGGCCAUGGACUCUCACUUUGCCAACAUGCGUUCUCUUAUCCAGAUCCUGGACUCUGAGCUGUUUGAACUGAUGCAGCAGAAUGGAGACUACACUCACUUCUACUUCUGUUAUCGCUGGUUUCUACUCGACUUCAAAAGAGAAAUGGUGUACGAUGACGUGUACUCCGUGUGGGAAACCAUCUGGGCAGCCAAGUACACGUCCUCUGACCACUUUGUGCUCUUCAUUGCUCUCGCACUCGUGGAGAUGUACAGAGACAUCAUCCUGGAAAACAAUAUGGACUUCACGGACAUCAUCAAGUUCUUUAAUGAAAUGGCCGAGCGGCACAACGUUCCGCAGGUCCUGACGAUGGCUCGAGACUUGGUCAACAAAGUGCAGACGCUCAUAGAAAACAAGUGAUGCUGCCGUGUGUACUCCCACAUUUCUCUGUGCUUGAUUGUUUUAAGAUGCUGACACGAACCAAGGACACAAUAUUCAUAUUUAAGAGGAAAGGAAUACAUGUAAAUGAAUUGCAGUGAUUGGUAAGAGCUGAAAAGACAACUGGUCAUUAUUUUUAAGACACCUUAUUUCCAGUUGCUCCUCUCUAUAUUCAGGAGAUGCAAUUUUAUUGCCAGUAGAUUUAUUUCCAAAGUGUUAUAGUUCACCUCGUAAAUGAUAAAAAUGCUUCAGGAUGUUAUUUAUUUUUGCCUUAAAUUGAGCUAUUCUUUCAGGGAUACAGCAGCCAAAUGUGUCACUGUAUUGUUCUAAGGUUGAUUUGGUUCAGUUCUACACAUCUCGUGAUGCACUUGAAUAUGUUUUCAAUACUGUUAUUAUUUUUCGUUGAAAUUGUAGCUGACAUGUUUAAACAUCUUGUGAUGCACUUGAAUAUAUAUAUAUUUCCGGGAUAAUAAUGUCUAGCGGUGUUGGAUGAUUUGGUUUGGUAAACGUUCGAGGUACAUUAGAGGAGGUUGUCUGUGUGGUUUGGAAGAGGACCACCGGCUGGCUUCUCUGAGCCCCGGUGGUCCUCUUCCUCGGUUUACCCUCCGAUGCACACGAGCUGGCCGGGCAUCCAGACCGCAGCUGUGCACUCUGUGCACUCUGUGCACUCUUGCAUGAUUGCACAUAGUUUGCCUUCAGUUCAGUCUCGCCCCCUUCCUCUGCUACCAAUCUGCCAUACGUUGUGCUCCUUCCAUGUCUGACCUCCUCUAUGCAUUGACUCCCUUUUGUUUUCUGUGCACACUGGUUCAAAUGGGCACUCACAUUCUUCUCACCUUAAAUAACCCAAUGCUGCUCAGGCUGACGGGUUGAGCCGUUUCUCAUUUUGAGCUGGUGAUAAGCUUAAAGGGAGAUGCAGUGAGGGAAGCAUGCUUCUUUUGCACUAUACACUUCUCUUUGAGAUCAGUUUCAUGUAUUUUUUUGCCCUCUUUUGACCUGCCGAUCUUAGUUGCCUUGUCUUUAACACGCUUUAGUUCAUUCUUUUUAUCGCUCAAGAUUUUAGCAACACGUCUUACAAUGAUUGUUGAUAUUUCCUGGAGUAACUGUGCAUUUAUCUUUAUUAUUACCCAGAGAUCCCCAUGACCAUACCCAUUGAAGAAGAGCUCUGCUUGCUAAACACUGAACCUCUGAAUUGAGGCUAAAGUCAGUGUCAUGGAUUCACUUUAGCUUUGACACUUCGGCGGCAUUUAGUUUCCUGUAAAGCUAGCGUGUACACAGAAUGCCUUGAUUGGCCCACCUAUUUCAUCAGUUCAUUUAAAAGAGCAGUCCUCUUCUGCUUACAUUGUUCCAUGUUAUCCGGUGCCCUUGGAGGGCUCUCCUUUUAGCGAGACUGAAAUGGUCUCCAGAUGUAUCUGUUGUGCACCUCCUCCUCAGUGUCUGUGCAUUGCGCUGUAUUACAGUGCUGCUUAGGGCAUUAGUCAUAACGCCAGAUACUUGUAUAUUAGAUCUUGUUGAAGUCCUCAUCAGGUUUUCACAGUCUUGUAAGUGCCAGAAGGUCAAGUUAAUCCUUAAAGGGUCAGUUCAGUGGUAGCCAGUCAGUCAUAUGUAGCUAUGCGGAUCAUUUUGGUUUUAUGUGCAUAUGUUUAAACCACUGGAUCUUCUGCUCUUAAUUCAAUACAGUGGAAGAUAAUAAUUGGUUCAUCUGAAAAUUGAAAUGUAGAAGCAAAGUGUAUGUCCAGAAACAAUGUGAUGGAGACCUUGAUGUCAUUGUUUAAAUUGAUUUAAUGAGGUCUAAUAAAGCCUUAUAAGGUAUGUGAAUCUAAUCAGUGUUGCAGAUAUUCUAGAUGGAUUACAACCUAUAAUCUCUGCAGAUAAAUGCAACACUUUUGACAUUACUAUAUACCAGCAUAAGUAUAUCAGAACAUAUGAUUUUUGGUUACCACUCAGUUACAAAAUAGCCAUAACAAACCCAUGUUUGGUUCCCUGUGGCUUAAAUAGCAGUGUUUUGAUAUCACUGCUAAUGUGUCUCCACAUGAUCUUCUAAAACAUGCCCGAGUAUUGCUGUUUGUGCAUUGCUGUGUUCGUUGUCAGAAGAUAUACGGUGUACAAUGUGUUAAAAAGAAACAAAGAAAGUAAAUAUUUAUUAAAUGCAAUACAAUGUCUGUAUAUGGGCUUUAUCGGAUUAUAAUCAACAGAAAGAUAAAAAUGUGCCAUUGGAAAUAAAUAUAUUUUUAUUUUUUUCUGUCUUCUCAAAUUGUCACCUGGUAUAAUUAAUUGAAUGCAUAUUAAAAUUAUAUUUUGCAGCCCAUGUG